UGGUAGGAGGGAGCAGGGACUGCGGUCAUAAACAAACACACGCAGUACAAUCCUUACUCUCUUAUGGAGCUCUCUUCUGGCGCUUUGGCAGCACUGGCUGACUUUCAUUAAAGCUGAACGUCUUCACGGACCGAGCUUUAAAGUCAAUACAGGUUCGAAAAUAAUCCAGCACUUUAUCGAGAAAAAAAACUCAAGGAUUUGUAUCCCCGUUUGCCUCCCUCCCCCCUUUACCCGGACGGAGGCGGCUUAUGUGACACAUUAACGUCCCGGCAGCGAAACGAGCGAAACAUGACGGAGCUGAGGAAGCGAGGUGGAGGCGGAGGAGACCCUGACAGCAGCGACAAGGAGGCAGAUCUGGACGACAGGCUGGGCACAGACGGAGAAUGUGACGGUGACUCCAAAGCAGACACUCCAGAUGUCCCUCUCUCCACAGCGGACACAGAUAACACUCCACAAUACCUGAACAAAGCUCUGGAGGGCCUGCCGCCCAGAUGGAAGAACUACUGGAUACGAGGAGUGCUGUCUAUAGCCAUGAUUUCUGGCUUUUUCCUCAUCAUCUAUAUGGGACCCAUCGCUCUUAUAUUAAUUGUCAUGACUGUCCAAAUCAAGUGUUUCCAGGAAAUCAUCACCAUCGGCUACAGAGUUUACCAUUCCUAUGAGCUGCCUUGGUUCAGGACACUAAGCUGGUACUUCCUGAUUUGCGUCAACUACUUCUUCUAUGGUGAAACUCUGGCAGAUUACUUUGGGGCUCUGGUGCAGAGGGAGGAGCCUCUGCAGUUCCUGUCUCGCUAUCACCGCUUCAUCUCCUUCGCUCUAUACCUCGCAGGUUUCUGCAUGUUUGUGCUGAGUUUAGUGAAGAAACAUUACCGCCUGCAGUUUUAUAUGUUUGCUUGGACCCAUGUGACCCUGUUGAUUGUGGUAACUCAAUCCCACCUUGUCAUUCAGAACCUGUUUGAAGGAAAGAUCUGGUUCAUUGUCCCAAUCUCCAUAGUGAUCUGCAAUGACAUCAUGGCCUAUCUAUUUGGAUUCUUCUUUGGGAGGACUCCACUGAUCAAGCUCUCACCCAAGAAGACCUGGGAGGGCUUCAUCGGGGGUUACUUCGCCACAGUGGUGUUUGGCUUCAUCCUGGCCUACCUGCUGUCUCAGUGCCAGUACUUUGUGUGUGUGGGCUUCAACAGUGAGACCAACAGCUUUACAGUAGAGUGUGAGCCCUCUGAGAUAUUUCUGAUGCAGGAGUACACGCUCCCUGCUGCGCUGCAAAACAUACUGACAUGGAAAACGGUGAACAUGUACCCCUUCCAGAUCCACAGCAUCUUCCUCUCCUCCUUCGGGUCUCUCAUCGGGCCUUUCGGCGGCUUCUUUGCCAGCGGCUUCAAGAGAGCCUUCAAAAUCAAAGACUUUGCCAACACCAUCCCCGGACACGGCGGCAUCAUGGAUCGAUUCGACUGUCAGUACCUGAUGGCCACCUUCACACACGUCUACAUAGCCAGCUUCAUCAGGGGGCCGAACCCGAGCAAGGUGCUGCAGCAGCUGCUGAUGCUUCAGCCCAUACAGCAGCUCGGCGUCUUCCACACUCUGCACUCCCACCUGAGAGAGAGGGGCAUGCUCCCCCCAGCCGCCACUCCCCAGGCUGAAUGAGAGGCCGCCUGCUUCGCUGGGGUGACGACUGGAGAGUGUGUGAUGGUUUGGAAAGUUUGUGUAAGCUUGUACACACACACACACACACACACACACACGCUCUUAGGUAUGGCGUCAUCGUCAUCCUGCCGACUCUGCAUUCGACUUCCAACCAGCGCAAAAAUCACAACUUUGAACCUUUGGUGACUCUCCAGACUACUUGGGAAUACCUUGUAGUAAAAAAAGAAACACACAAUACCAACAAUAAUAAUAAAAAAAAAUAGGCUGCUUCAUUGCUUUUUUUUACGUGGACCUGCGCAUAAACUUCAACAUGCUUCACGGAGAACAGGCAGUCCCCACCCUGAAAAGGUACAGACGGAGCUGUUUUCUAGAACAAACGGACCCUUGAGCACGUGGCUUUCUUGGCGCCGGUGGAUGGCUGAUGUGCGGUUUACCUGUGGACGGCAAAUAUUGCACUGACUUUAGCUGAAGAAACACAUUUAAGAAGCUUUUACCAGCAGAAACGGGGCCCAAAGUGUCGCGGACCUGAGCUACAGCACACGGACUGUGGAGACUCGUCUUUCUGGUCUUGUCUGAAUACUGUAGACACUGUUUUAUAUACUCUGCUCUAUGUAAUGGUCCUAACCUCACAGCGUAACAAAACAUGUAGCAUGUACGCAAGUCCUGUUUUGGGCUACUGCUGAACUAAGCCAUGUUUAUUCUCUUCUUCCACAGCGUGAACUCUUAGCUUUUAGGUUUUGUCUGAAUCUAAAUAACUCGCACAACUUAAAGUCAAUAAAGAUUGACGGUAGGCAUGUUAACGCAGAAACUAGAGCAUCAGCACUCAAGUUAAUGGAUUUGUAUAUAAAUAUACUGAAAAUAUUUAGCUAAAUAAAUAUCUAAUACAUAUUCUAACUACUUGUGUGACCUGCUGAGGAAAAGAAAAAAAAAGACUUAAGCUAUGAGAAAAAUAUAUGCAAAACUAGAUAUGUGACUUGUAGCCUUUAGCAUGAACAAAUUAGAUUUAUGAGGUAGGGAUGUAGAUUUGAUCUAUGGUUGCUGAUUAUUUAAAGGGUGUGCUAGGUGAAGCUUUACGAGAGCGCAUAAAGGAUUUAUAGGAAUAGUUGGACAUUUGGGAAAUGCGCUUAACGUUCCGUUUAAUUGGUUUAUACCCACUCUGUAGCUGGAAGGUUAAAAGCAGAAAGAUUUAAGAUGUUUUCUAAAAUCUGCCUACCAACACGUUAAAAGUCACCAAUUAAGAAAAGCUAGCAUUGCCAUUUUAAAGGGGCCCUCAUAUGCCUUUUGAGUUUCCUUUCCUCUUGUGUAUUAUAUAGGUUUACUUGCAUGUAAAUGUUCUAAAAGGCUAAACUCCAUAAGUUUAGCCCCCCCCCCCUGCCUGAAACACCUCCACUUGACUCCUUUGUUUACUUCUGCACUGUUACACUCGCGCUUCUAUUGGUUAGUGCUCAAACAUAUUGAACGUGAUAGGCUAAGGGUCUUUAAGUUGACCAUUCACAUCUGGUUUCAGACGGAGGGUGAAAAGAGGUGCUGCAGUAUGAGAAAAUAAGACCUUUCUCAACAUAAGAGCAUGUGAAUGUGUCACAGUAGAGGCACAAAAUACAAUUAUGAAACCUUGAUAUGAGUACAAUAGGGUAGAAUGUUGUGGUGCUUAAAAUGGAUGAAUCCAUUACUUCAGAAAUGUAAAAUCAAUCUCUUCUCCUCCAUUCUUUUUAAUGUCAAUGCAAGAAUUAGGUAGAACUUUUUGUAAUUUAAAAAAAAAAAAGUAUGAUUUAGAGGCAAACAGGUAUUACGUUAUGCUUCCAGUCUUUAAUGCUAAGCUAGGCUAAUGGCCGCCACACUGGCCUAGAUACAGGAGUGCCAUAUUGAUCUCAUCCAUCUCUGGGACAGAAAGCGCAUUUCCCAAAAUGGUGACACGUAUUCCUUCAUAAAGACUGCUUCCGUUAUAAAAUGUAACCAAUGAUUUUAGUUGCACUGUAGCGCGGGGGGGGGGGGUGGUGGUGGUGGUGGUGGUGGUGGUGAGGAGAAUGCAUCGGACCACUCUGAAGGUUCCCGCAUCCUCGGACUCAGUGUGUUUUAAAUGUUUAAAAAUAACUAUUUUAAAAUCUUCUUAGGCAUUAAAUCUCUGUUAAAUUAUUACGUUCUGAAUGUAGAUUGCAAUAUAGGAUGUUAUCAAUGAUGACAGUGCUGUAUUUCCACAUAUCUUUAAGUAUAUACAAAUCGGACGGGCAGUGGUUUUAUGAGCAAUAUCUUAACAGUUUGAUUUCUUAGAACGUGAUCAUUGAAUUCCUCUGGAAAUCUGAGGCAUUCAUGAAUGAAGAUGAUGCAUAUAGGCGAGUUGAUUGGCAGCACCAUGCGGGCCGAUGAGAUCCUCUGAAUCCUUUAUUCAGAGAGAAAUGUUUACCAAAGCACUGUCUGAUUAUCACUGAUUUCUUUCCUUUGCUAACAUUUGCAUCUGUGGCUUGUGCAAUUGCUUUCACUCUAUCCUUCCUCCAGUGUUAACGAGGAGGAUGUUCUAAUUUAUUUGGUCAGUUUUUUCUGUUCAUGUUUCCCUCAGAAGUGCAUUUUAGGGUGUAUUCCCCAUAAGAAGUGAAUGGGGGUGCUGCUGGGUGGACUGUUGGGACCAGCUGUAUUGUACUGUAUACAUAUCUGACUUAAGCCUCUCUGUGGCAAAACACACACUACUGCUUCACACACUUUUCUGUGGUUGACCUUCACUGUCCAGCAAGAUGAAGUAAAGCAUGUAUCAACACGGACGGUGAUCACACUAAAGCAUUACGACCAAAACUCAACUCAAGACAGCAGGUGGCCAAAUGAUUUGGAUUAUUUGGAGUGUGCCACCGGAAUAACUAAACACUAAGUGAAUCUGUCAAAAGAUCAAAGCAUUUAAUGACUCUAAAGUGAUUUAAAACGUUUACAUUUUAAGGAUGCAAUAGGACUUUGAAACAUGGAAAGUAUAACAAAGUUAUACAAAUAUAAUCUGCCUCAAUUAAUGGUUAUUUUAAUUUUUAAAUGAAUACAUGUACAAUGUUCAACCAUUUAACCUGGUAGUAUUGAUUAAAUGAACAAUUCCAUUUAUUUAUUUUUAAUCAGUCGUUUCAUUGUUUUGUUUUUUUCUGUAAAUGUCAGGAAAAAAAUCCCUUUUGAGAAGUUUUGAAUGGAUAAAUGAGUACAUAAAAACAAUUGAUUAUUACAUUUUAGUUGAUGGUAUAGUUAAUCAAUCAGCUGUCAAUUUGUUGGAUAAUUGUAUCAGUAUAAACGGAAUAUAAAAUGUAGGUAGUUUCCAAACGCAUUUAUUUAAACCAACAUUAUUUAUUCUUAAAGGACAAACUAUUCAUUUGCAAAAAGAAACGGUUAAAUCGUUUUAAUCAAAUACAUUAUAACAGAGGAUUAAGGCUGAUGUGAUCAUUUUGGAGAUGACAAAGUGAUUUUUUUUAUUUAGAGUUUCUCAAUUUUGAUUUAAUUCUCAACAAAAAUGACUUUGGGUCGCAUUUUUAUAUAUAAAAAGAGAAAUAUCUGGCAUUAAUCGUCUUCCAUACAUCAUUAAUCAUUUAUUCCAACGUAAUUAUUUCAGUGUCACUUUUUAUUAUAAAUGAGAAGUGUAUUAUUACAUUGGCACAUUCCACAGAUUCACAGUUGCCGUUUGAAUUGGAAUGAAGUUGUUGUGUGGACUCAUUUUAUAUCUGUAUUCAAGUUAUGAAGGUAAAGCACAACCAUGAAGAUAGGAAAUAUAAGUUUUGUAACCCAAAUGUCAGGUAAUGAUGCACUGCAGAUGUUUGGUUCCUUGUUUUUUUUUAUUUAUCAUUUUGUGAAUAUUUUUGUUUGAUUUGCUUUGAGCAGGAAUGUUUUUCUAAUGAAAUCUUUAACUUUUGGAGGGGAGAAGAUCAGAAAUGACACGAAGUAUGCUUUUAAUAUCGGGGCAAUACAAAGUAAUGUAUAAAAACACAUAUUGAUAUCUUGUUGGGGAUAUUGUGAAGCUGUUUACUGUUUGGAGGUAAAUAAAGUUUUUUUUUCUGUAAAA
This is a messenger RNA of Gymnodraco acuticeps, 5656 nucleotides long. It is a transcript of the gene cds1, whose product is annotated as CDP-diacylglycerol synthase (phosphatidate cytidylyltransferase) 1. Lineage: Eukaryota; Metazoa; Chordata; Actinopteri; Perciformes; Bathydraconidae. The transcript has 13 exons. Gene Ontology annotation, molecular function: phosphatidate cytidylyltransferase activity. Gene Ontology annotation, cellular component: endoplasmic reticulum membrane. The record is from RefSeq and is a predicted model, not a curated record. The coding region runs from base 289 to 1638 and encodes 449 amino acids.